AUGAAGCCAGUCAGCAACGCCUAUGCUGAAAUUUCCACUGAAAUGACACGGUCAGGACGAAGACUUCUCGAAAAAGACAUUGCAAGAAUUAUGAGUCUUGCUCUUGAAAAAGCAGCUACACCAAAAAAUAUCAAAGCUGGAUUCAGAGCAACUGGAAUAUGUCCUUUUAACAGGGACAUAUUUUCUGCAGCUGAUUUUGCUCCAGCAGAGUUGUCUGAGCGACCAAAUCCAGCUGCUGAGACUUUGAGCCGGUCAAUGAGCAGUUUGUCAGUUGAUGAAAACCCUCGUUUAAGUCAGCAAUCACUCAACGACAACCAUCAAUCAACAUCAGCAAUACCAAACAGUCCACUCACUCAACGACAACCAUCAAUCCAUCAACAAUCAUCAAUUCACUCACAACAAUCAACAACUCACUCAAAACAAUCAUCAACUCAUCCACAAUCAUCAACAACUCACUCAAAACAAUCAUCAACUCAUCCACAAUCAACAACUCUCUCACAACAUUCAUCAACUCAUCCACAAUCAUCAACAACUCACUCAAAACAAUCAUCAACUCAUCCACAAUCAACAACUCUCUCACAACAUUCAUCAACUCACCCACAAUCAUCAACUCAACAACGACAAACUAGACAAAAAUCAUCAACUGACAAACGACAAGCAUCUGCAACACCAUCAACAUCAACAUCAACUGGUACAUCAACUGGUAUAUCAACUGGUACAUCAACUGGUACAUCAACUGGUACAUCAACUGGUACAUCAAACCGUCCAUUGUUUUGGUCAGGUCGUCCAUCAUAUUAUGAUGAUUCUGAUGAUGAAAGUACACCAAAUAAUAAAAGGAGACUAACACUUUCAUUAUCAGAGAAAUACCAUUGGAAAAAACAAAAAUUAAAUAUUUCUAUGGACGACACUGAUCAAACUGGAGUUGGCCUGGCAAGUCGUGAGAGGAGAAGUCGACCUCAAGGCAAGACUGUACUUGUCACAUCAGCAGAUAUUAAUAGUUCAAAAGUGAAAUAA
This is a messenger RNA of Aphidius gifuensis, 1014 nucleotides long. Its product is annotated as putative protein TPRXL. Lineage: Eukaryota; Metazoa; Arthropoda; Insecta; Hymenoptera; Braconidae. The coding region runs from base 1 to 1014 and encodes 337 amino acids. The record is from RefSeq and is a predicted model, not a curated record. The transcript is spliced from 2 exons.